AGAACGCCGGGGCCAAUAGGCAGCCUGCGCGACGUCACGUGACGGCGGGAGCGGGGAUUGCGAACCGGGUUGGCGGUGAGGUGCUAAUAUCCUGGUGCAUCAGAUGAAAUAUGCCCCAAAUAAAAUUAAAUGGCAUUACUGUGGAUUUCCCGUUUCAACCCUAUCUAUGCCAGGAGGCAUACAUGUCCAAAGUGUUGGAAUGCCUACAAAAGCAAGUGAAUGGGAUUUUGGAGAGUCCCACCGGCACAGGGAAGACCCUCUGUCUCUUAUGUGCAACUCUGGCUUGGCGGGACCAGUUGAAAGAUGCCAUCUCUGCAAAGAAGAUCAGCCAGCAACUUAACGGAGCAGAGCUCUUCACUGACAACCCCCUGUCUUCUUGGGGCAACGUUGCUACAAGUGGUGACGUCCCAGCUUAUUACACCGACAUACCUAAAAUAAUUUAUGCCUCGAGAACUCAUUCUCAGCUGACUCAGGUCAUCCAUGAAUUAAAGAGCACCGUUUACAGGCCGAAAGUGUGUGUGUUGGGUUCUAGAGAGCAGCUGUGCAUCCACCCUGAAGUCAAAAGACAAGAAAGCAACUAUUUGCAGAUCCGCUUGUGCCGUAUGAAGGUAACAGCUCGCUCGUGCUAUUUCUAUAACAACGUGGAAGAGAAGAGCACCGAGAAGGAGCUGCUGAACUCGAUCUUGGACAUUGAAGACCUUGUCAGAAAUGGAAACAAGCACAGAGUUUGCCCUUAUUAUCUCUCUCGAAACCUGAAGCAGCAAGCAGACAUCAUCUUUAUGCCUUACAACUAUUUACUGGAUCCAAAGAGCCGAAGAGCUCACAACUUAGACUUAAGGGGGACUGUAGUCAUACUCGACGAGGCGCACAAUGUGGAGAGGCUGUGUGAAGAGUUGGCAUCGUUUGACCUGGCGCCCUACGAUUUAGCUUCAGCUAUAGAUGCCGUCAACAUAGUGUUGGAAAAACAAGCCAAAGAGGUCCAGCAGGGUGAAAUCAACUCUGAAUUGAGCGCGAACUAUGACACAGCAGGGCUGAACAUGACGCUUGAAGACAUAGCGAAGAUAAAGAAGAUUCUUCUUCAGCUGGAAGAUGCUAUCGAUGCCGUGGAACUUCCACCAAGUGGGAAAGGGGUCACUAAAGACGGAGGGUACAUAUUUGACUUGUUUGCAAAGGCUCAGAUCACAUUCCAAACACAGAAUUCUCUCCUUGAAGCUCUGGAACAAAUUCUUCAAUACUUAGCAGGCUGUUCUGGGGUAUUUACCAACACUGCUGGAUUACAGAAAUUUGCAGACAUAAUCCAGAUGGUCUUUAACGUCGCUCCAGAAGGAACUUCCGGCUUCUCACCGGGCUGCUCAGUGUCCAGGUAUUACAAGGUGCACAUUCACCCGGACACGGGCAGUCAGAAAAAGAAGCCGAGGACAGACCUGUGGGAUUCAUCUGCAACUAAAAAACAAGGACACGUUCUGAGCUUUUGGUGUUUCAGCCCCGGUUACAGCAUGCAAGAGCUGGUUCGUCAGGGCGUCCGAACCAUCAUUCUCACCAGCGGCACCCUUUCCCCUGUCUCUUCCUUUUCUCUGGAAAUGCGGAUACCUUUCCCGGUUUGUUUGGAAAAUCCACACGUUAUCGACAAACACCAGAUCUGGGUGGGGGUAAUCCCUAAAGGACCCAACGGAGGCCUGCUGAGCUCCACUUACGAAAAAAGGUUUACAGAGGAAUGUCUGUCUUCUCUUGCGAGAACGAUAGGUAAUCUUGUGCGAAUCAUACCAAAUGGGCUCCUCGUAUUCUUUCCUUCAUAUCCCGUCCUGGAUAAAAGCCUGGAAUAUUGGCGAGAACAGGAUCUUGCUGGAUCAAUAGAGGCAGUGAAACCGAUUUUCGUGGAACCGAGACACAAAGGCGCGUUCACAGAGGUCAUGAAUGCCUAUUACGAGAAGGCCGCCUGCCCUAAGUCCAGCGGUGCCGUGUUCCUGGCAGUGUGUCGUGGGAAGGCCAGUGAAGGUUUGGACUUUGCUGAUAAAAACGGACGAGGCGUCGUCAUCACUGGACUCCCUUUUCCUCCUCGCAUGGACCCAAAGGUCGUGUUGAAGAUGCAGUUCUUGGAUGAAAUGAAGUGCAAAAAUUCCGGUCAGGGCCUGUCUGGAAACACCUGGUACAAGCAGCAGGCUUCUCGUGCAGUGAACCAAGCCAUCGGCAGAGUCAUCCGGCACCGGCAGGACUAUGGGGCCAUCUUCCUCUGUGACCACAGGUUCAGUCAUAUGGAUGCAAAAGCCCAGUUGCCUUCCUGGGUCCGUCCUUAUGUCAAGACUUAUGAUAAUUUUGGGCAUGUGGUCAGAGAUGUGUCUCAGUUCUUCCGUGUCGCACAGAAAAUUAUGCCCCCUCCGCCAUCCCGUGUUCCCUCUCGCGCUGCCGCGGAAGAGGGUGAGGCCUCCACAUCUUCCGCUUCUUCUGAGAUGACCCUUUCUGUGAUGAAAGCCAGCAAUUUUGAUGACCACGUUCCGAGCUUGAAAAGGAAGAGGAUGGAUAACGGAAUGUCCAACGUCAACUUCGACUGCUAUCUGGGUCCACUCGCCUCGAGGAAGCAGGCUGGUAACCUCCUGGACGCCCUGGAGCACAACGAACAGAACUGCACGGAGGCAGCGGAGGAAGGUGGCUUGCCGGGAGAAGAAAAGGCUAAACGGCUAUCAACCCUCUCCCUUCAGUACGAGAAGAAACUCAUGGACGGGCAGAAGGGAGGCAGAAAGAAAAUAAAGGUAGUCAGCUAUCCGGCCAAUUACUUCGGAGAGCCCCUGGAGCCCAAGAAAUCCAGGUCUGCCGCCUUCAUCGCCGCGGUCAAGCGAUCCCUCAGCCAGCUGAACUUCGACCGGUUUUCCCAGGCGCUCCAGCACUACAAGAAGACGAACGACUUCGACGCCAUGUUGUCCCAGAUGAGCGCCCUUUUCGCAGAAGACCCAGAGAAGCGCAUCCUGUUGCGUGAGUUUUACCAGUUCGUCCGACCGCAGCACAAGAAGCAAUACGAUGAAGCUUGCCGUAGGCAGACCGGAGUGGGCUGCGGCUACAAACCUGAGCAUAGCCUCCCGCAAGAGGAGAGGUUGCUGCUAGCCGAGAACGCAGGAAAGGAAUGUGAGAACAAAGCCACCUUCUCGAAGGGUUCGUCUGGACAGCUGAACUCUGAGCAGCAUUUGAACAAAGGAGGAAGCCAUCUAACUUCUGGGUCAGAUGUCACAGGAGGGAACAGUGCCGCCGCGCUCAGCAAGCCCUCCGGAAAAGUACCCAGUUUUCUGAAGGAGAGCCACAACGAGGCGAUCCGCUCGGCGUACCUCAGCGAGCUCAGGACAGCUCUGGACAAAAGCAGCUUCAGCAGCUUCGUAUCAGCCGCAUCGGCGUACAAGAGGACGGACGACUACGAUGCCAUGGUGUCCGUGGUAGCAGCCCUCUUCACGGAGAAGCCGGAGAACUUUCAUCUGCUGCAAAGAUUCUCGGCGUUUGUGCGCCCUCAUCACAAGAAGCGAUUCAGGCAGAUGUGCCAAGAUCUGACUGGGAUGAAUUGCCCCGAGGACAGCAAGAAGCUCCCGUCGCCAGGCCAGGAUCAGGGCCUCUUCGGUUCUGAGGAGGGGUGUUCCACUGGAGAAGAGGCGGGGAUUCAAACAGAAGCUGCUCCCUCAGUCCCAGGUUCCUCCAAGAGUGAAGCACCGAAGGAGUCCCCAAGCGUGGCUUGUCUCACGGUCUACUCUGAAUCACAGGACAAAACAGUUGGCAGUUCCGGCUGGGUGCGACCUGCGACAGGCUCCAACAUUGCUCCUCUGUGCCCAGUAAAUAAAAAAUUCGAGUGUGUUAGAUGCAAAUCAGAGUGUCACGUGCCUUUUCGGUGUCCGCUGUGUGGCUACAUUUGCUGCCUGCCCUGCUGGAAGAAAGUCUUCAAGGUUGCCAAGAAGUGUCCAGGCUGCCAAGCUGAUACCAACAGAAGACAUCUAACCAUGGUUUACUGGGCAGAUCUCCCAGGAGCGACACAGACGGCGCCGACAUCGUCCGCUUAGCAAGGCGAAAACUUGCCCGUGGGAAGGAGCCAAGAAACAAUGCUGUCCUUCCCUUUGCUCGCUGAUCGUAAGGCGUCUUCCUCUUGCAACAGAAGCAGGAAGAGAAGCAGCUCUGGAAUAAAUUGCACCAAUCUCUUAAAAUAUACCCUUCUGUAGCUUUUCUCUCCCUAGGCCUGCUGUAAAGGGGCGGGGAAAUGCUUUUGUACUUUGCAUGUAAGGGUUUUUUUUACUAUAUUGAGAAAAUGAAGAUGUAUAAUGUCCAGUGUCAUAUCCAAAUAUAUGAAUAAAUAGGAUUAUUUUGCA
Heteronotia binoei (common prickly gecko) is the source of this 4334-nucleotide messenger RNA. RefSeq names its product regulator of telomere elongation helicase 1 (gene RTEL1). Lineage: Eukaryota; Metazoa; Chordata; Lepidosauria; Squamata; Gekkonidae. The transcript has 36 exons. Gene Ontology annotation, biological process: negative regulation of t-circle formation; regulation of double-strand break repair via homologous recombination; telomeric loop disassembly. Gene Ontology annotation, molecular function: DNA binding; DNA polymerase binding; hydrolase activity, acting on acid anhydrides, in phosphorus-containing anhydrides. Gene Ontology annotation, cellular component: nucleus. The coding region runs from base 111 to 4031 and encodes 1306 amino acids. The record is from RefSeq and is a predicted model, not a curated record.